AUCAUCAAGUUGGGAACUUUUUAGAGAGAGAGAGAGAGAGAGAUGGAAGAGACAAAGUCAAGAUUCAAGAGGAUAUGUGUGUUCUGUGGGAGCAGUUCGGGCAAUAAACCUUCGUAUCAAGAGGCCGCCACUCAAUUGGGUAACGAAUUGGUGGAGAGAAGGAUUGAUUUGGUAUACGGAGGUGGAAGCGUGGGGCUCAUGGGUCUCGUCUCUCAGGCCGUUCAUCAUGGUGGUCGCCAUGUUCUAGGGGUCAUUCCCAAAACCCUAAUGCCAAGAGAGAUAACGGGUGAGACCGUCGGAGAAGUCAAAGCUGUUGCUGAUAUGCAUCGAAGGAAAGCUGAAAUGGCCCGUCAAGCCGACGCCUUCAUCGCCCUUCCUGGAGGAUACGGAACACUCGAAGAAUUGCUCGAAGUGAUUACAUGGGCUCAGCUCGGUAUCCACCGUAAACCUGUGGGUCUUCUCAACGUCGAUGGAUACUACAAUUCGUUGUUGUCGUUCAUCGACAAGGCCGUGGAGGAAGGCUUUAUAUCGCCCAUGGCUCGUAGAAUCAUCGUCUCGGCCCCUACCGCCAAGGAAUUGGUUCGAAAACUAGAGGAAUAUGAACCGGAGUACGAUGAGAUUACGUCGAAGCUGGUGUGGGAUGAAGUGGACCGGUUAAGCUACGUACCGGGGUCGGAGCUUGCUACGUGACGAUUAUAUAUCUAUGACUAUGCGUAAGGAAAGAAAGCAUUUUGGGGGUUUUUUUGGGUAAGAAAGUAUUGUACAGAGGGACCAAAUUGACCAAAGACGCACGUGUUUGGGGAGUGGGGGAAGAAACAAAAGUAUUGGGGCCAUUUUGUGAUAUCUAUAUUUUUGGGUGGUUAAUGGAGGAAACUACAUGGAACCGCUAACUCUGCGUAGGAGGGGGGACUUCCAUGUGCCAUCUGUACAUUUUGGUUCUGCAGUAGCCGAACGAAAAAUGAAAAUGAAAGCUUUUAUUUA
Messenger RNA from Tarenaya hassleriana, 981 nucleotides. RefSeq names its product cytokinin riboside 5'-monophosphate phosphoribohydrolase LOG7. The transcript is spliced from 7 exons. Gene Ontology annotation, cellular component: cytosol; nucleus. Lineage: Eukaryota; Viridiplantae; Streptophyta; Magnoliopsida; Brassicales; Cleomaceae. Gene Ontology annotation, molecular function: hydrolase activity, hydrolyzing N-glycosyl compounds. Gene Ontology annotation, biological process: cytokinin biosynthetic process. Bases 43 to 690 code for a protein of 215 amino acids. The record is from RefSeq and is a predicted model, not a curated record.